AUGGCUGGAGCUCUGAAGGGCCCAGAGCCCCUGAGCCAGGAGGAGAGGAGGAAGUCCAAGGGAAAGAUGCAGGCUGGCUGUCACCCCUACUUCAACCUGCCCGACUUCACCCAGCCAUCACCGCCCUCCACUCCGUCCAGCCUCCCCUCGCACCAGAGCUGCCGGCCCUCUGAUGUCACCAAGGGCCUGCUAGUGGCCCUGCUGGGUGGGGGCCUGCCCGCUGGCUUCGUGGGCCCCUUCUCCCGUAUGGCUUACCAGGCUUCCCACUUACCCUCGCUGGAGCUGCUCAUCUGUCGAUGCCUCUUCCACCUCCCUAUUGCCCUGCUGCUGAAACUGCGUGGUGACCCCCUCUUAGGACCUCCCGAUGUCCGGGGCCGGGCCUGCCUCCAUGCCCUGUUCAACGUCCUCAGCAUCGGAUGCGCCUACAGUGCGGUUCAGGUGGUGCCCGCUGGCAAUGCUGCCACCGUCCGCAAAGGUUCUUCCACCGUCUGCUCUGCUCUCCUUGCCCUCUGCCUCGAGAGCCAGCGUCUCAGUGGCUAUGACUGGUGUGGCUUGUUGGGCAGCACCCUGGGACUCAUCAUCAUCGUGGGACCUGGACUAGGGACACUGCAGGAGGGGACCACAGGCCUCUACACUGCCCUGGGCUAUGUGCUCACUUUCCUGGGUGGCCUGGCACUGUCGCUGGGCCUCCUGGUGUACCGCUCCCUGGACUUCCCCUCCUGCCUACUGACAGUGGCCUUCCUGUUUGGCUUGGUGGGGCUGGUGCGCUCCGUGCCAGGCCUCUUUCUGCUGCAGACCCUCGUGUUGCCUAAUGAUCCUCUGAGUUGGAGCUGUGUGGGGGCAGUGGGGAUCCUCGCCCUGGUCUCCUUUGUGUCUGUCAGUUAUGCGGUCACCAAGGCCCACCCUGCCCUGGUGUGUGCCGUCCUGCACUCUGAGGUGGUGGUGGCUCUGAUGCUGCAGUAUUAUGUGCUCUAUGAGACCGUGGCACCUUCUGACAUCAUGGGGGCAGGGGUCGUGUUGGGCAGCAUUGCCAUCAUCACCACCCAGAACCUCAGCUGUGAGAGGGAAGGUCAGGUGGAGUGA
Molecule: messenger RNA, 1083 nt
Organism: Orcinus orca (killer whale)
Lineage: Eukaryota; Metazoa; Chordata; Mammalia; Artiodactyla; Delphinidae
Gene: SLC35G6
Product: solute carrier family 35 member G6
Exons: 2
Coding region: 1-1083 (360 amino acids)
Source: RefSeq, a predicted model, not a curated record